AUUUGCACCUAAAUUAGUUGCAAAACCUCGAGUCUCUAUCCACUUUCUUUCUCUUUCUAGGGUUUCUUCUUCACUUCAGUUUCCAUGGCCGACGAAUCCCCAUAUUCAGCUAACAACGACACAACAACCCCACCCUCCUUGAAACGCAAAUACAACGAUGACCGUCCCACCGGCUUCUCCGACACACCUGAGGCGGCGCCGCCACCUUCUUACAACAGUGUCCCUCCACCCGCCGCCACCGGCAUCGAACUCGCCAAACAACGCGCCCAAGAAGUCGCGGCUCGGCUCCUCAGCGGCGCUCCCGCACUCGACCCCAAACGCCCCAAACUCGAUAACGGUUCCUUCGACUCCAUCGAUGUGAAGGUUCAAUACUCGGCGCCUUCGAUUUCACCUUCGGCGGUCUCGUACGCGCAUCAGGGUGGUGCCGGUGGUGGUGGUGCGAAUAAGAAGAUUGAGAUUCCGAAUGGGAGAGUGGGUGUUAUUAUUGGAAAGGGUGGUGAGACUAUAAAGUACCUUCAGUUCCAAUCUGGUGCUAAAAUUCAAGUUACUCGUGACAUGGAUGCGGAUCCCAAUUCUGCUACUAGGAUGGUUGAGCUUAUGGGCACUCCUGAUGCUAUUGCCUCUGCUGAGAAGCUCAUUAACGAAGUUCUUACUGAGGCUGAAGCUGGAGGUUCCGGCAUUGUUGCACGACGACUAGCUGGGCAAGCUGGGUCUGAUGAGUUUGUGAUGAAAAUCCCGAAUAACAAGGUUGGUCUUGUAAUUGGUAAAGGAGGAGAAACAAUAAAGAAUAUGCAAGCUUCUACUGGAGCAAGAAUUCAGGUGAUUCCUCUUCACCUUCCACCAGGUGACACAUCUACUGAAAGAACAUUAAAAAUUGAAGGGACCCCUGAACAGAUUGAGUCUGCAAAACAAGUGGUUAAUCAAGUCAUCAGUGGAGAGAAUCGUCUUAGAAAUCCAGCAAUGUCUGGUGGUUAUUCUCAGCAAGGUUACCAAGCCCGGCCACCCACUAGCUGGGUUCCCCCUCCUGCUCCUAUGCAACAACCUGGUUAUGGCUAUGUGCAGCCUGGAGGAUAUUCUGGUCCAUCACCCCAGUAUAAUAUGUCUCAGCCACCAUAUGCAGGCUAUCCUCCCCAGUCAUCUGGUGGAUAUUCCACCAAUUGGGAUCAGUCCACUGCCCCUCCUCAGCAGUCUGCUCAUGGCGGAUAUGAUUACUAUGGUCAACAGCCUCUAUCUCAGCAGCAGCAAAAUCCUGGCGGUCCUGCACCUCCAGCUGAUGGGACUGCUUACAAUUACAGUCAACCACCUUCCUCUGGUUAUAACCAACCAGGACAAGGCUAUGCUCAGGAUGGCUAUGGUGCAUAUCACAUGCCCCCACAAUCAGGGUAUGGUCAGCCACCAUCAUACGAUCAGCAGCAAGGCUAUAGCUCAGCCUCUGGCUAUGGUGUGGGGAGCAACCCAGCUCAAGAGGGCCACACUCCCAAUUAUGGAUCACAGGGGGAUUCAAGCCAAGUUCCACCUGUUCAACCUUCAAUGUCCCAAGGUUACGGUACCAGCCAACAACCUAGCCCAAAUGCUGCCAACUAUCCACCACAAGGAGCUGUUCAGCCAGGCUAUGGGGUGCCCCCAACCUCCCAACCAGGUUAUGGCAGUCAACCUCCAGUACAGUCUAGUUAUGGACCUAGUUACGGACCCCCUCAGACCCAAAAGCCUAGUGGCACACCUCCUGUAUAUGGACAAUCACAAUCACCUAACACAGCAGGAGGCUAUGGUCAAUCUGCCCCUUUGCAAUCAGGAUAUCCUCCUUCCCAGCCUCCACCUUCUGGGUAUGCCCAACAAGAAACAGGUCCUCAGAGAGCCCCACCGUCUGGUUUCGGUGGUGCUGCACAACCAGGGUAUGGUCCCCCAUCAUAUGGUGCUCCAGCUGGUGGUCAACCUGGUUAUGGUCAGGCUCCACCAUCAUAUGGCAACAGUUCUUAUGGUGCUGGUUACCCUCAGCCACCAGUAUAUUCUAGUGACGGUAAUGCAGGUGGUGGCACUCCUCGUGGAAGCUAUGAUGGAGCACCUGCACCUACUGCUCAACAGGGUAGUGUUGCUAAAACAUCACCUCAGAGUUGAUAUAUCAGUAGUUUGUUAAUUUUGGAUUUCUGAAUCAACUGUCUUAUAGUAUUUUCUGGUGUAGUGACACAUUUACAUAGCUUUGAAGUGUUGAGAUGUAUGAAUUAACUCUAUCCUAUUUUACAAGUAGUAGUUAAAAUUUCUGAAGUUUGCGUGCACACUGCUGCAAGAAUUAAGUCAACUACCAAGCGUGAAAUGGAAGCAAUUAAGUCAUAAAUGAUUAUGCAGUAUACCUGGAUGUCUACGAUUUUGCGUGAGGGAUAUCCAUCACCAACGUCGUACCCAAGUACACCUUUGGACGACCGAAGAAACCUUGGCAGUUGAAUGAUAAUUUCUCUCAGAACUUUUCCUAAACUUUUAGGGGGUCAUUUUUUUAAAUAUGGCAUUUU
Abrus precatorius (Indian licorice) is the source of this 2504-nucleotide messenger RNA. RefSeq names its product far upstream element-binding protein 1-like. Gene Ontology annotation, molecular function: mRNA binding. Bases 85 to 2115 code for a protein of 676 amino acids. Lineage: Eukaryota; Viridiplantae; Streptophyta; Magnoliopsida; Fabales; Fabaceae. Gene Ontology annotation, biological process: regulation of gene expression. The record is from RefSeq and is a predicted model, not a curated record. Gene Ontology annotation, cellular component: cytoplasm. The transcript is spliced from 6 exons.